Molecule: messenger RNA, 2899 nt
Organism: Brassicogethes aeneus
Lineage: Eukaryota; Metazoa; Arthropoda; Insecta; Coleoptera; Nitidulidae
Source: the annotation of a GenBank genome assembly
CCUGCGUUGGCUGUGGACGGCGCGGACACGAAAUUACUUCGGCACUUUACGAGUUUUCGCAGGAUUUAAAUCAGUUUUUUUAGAUUUUUUGGUAGAGAUAAGUUUUUAAACAUUGUAAGUAGGCUUUGUAGAGUGUUUUGUGAUGUUUUUUCGUAUUGGGUAGAGUGAGCGUGUUUUUUUGUUUGUUUACGAACAUACGAGUUGUUUAAUUUUUGAAAUAUGACUGGUCAAACCACGGCCAAUGGGAAUUCCAGUCUGGAAAUUGCACAGAGCAACCAGGAUCUCAUAAUGCAGACAAAGGGCAAAAGAAAAAAACGGACUUGGAUCAUAGCGGGCGUAGCCUGCGUGGUCGUGUUGGCGCUGAUCGUGGCCGCCAUAGUGUUGCUGAGCAACGAGAAAAAACAAAAGUCGAAGUACCCGAAGCUGCCCGAAGCUGAAGCUCUGUCGCUGGACGACGUCAUCUACGGGAAGCUGAAUCCGAAGAGUUUCAAUGCCACAUGGGUAACAGGCAAUGAACUUUUGUACGUCGAUGAAAAUAGAAAUCUGGUUAAAUUCAAUGUCGAAACAAAAAAUAAAUCGAUCGUAUUGCCAUCAUCAGACGAGCUCCUACAAUCUGCAUUCGAGUUCAAAGUAUCGGCAGAUAAAAAAUUCUUGUUGGUCACAACGGAUUAUCAAAAAAUUUACCGGCACAGCUUUCGAGCCCGUCACACAGUCGUGGAAUUGGGGGGCAGCGGGGGGAGGUGGGAAUUGCGGGCCGGCUCCAGCCUGGACUUGCAGCUCGUGGUUUGGGCCCCCGUGGGCAACGCGCUGGCUUUUGUUUUCGACAACAGCAUCUACUACAGGAAAUCGGCCAACGAGGGCGAGCCGGUCCUGAUUGCCACGGGCAGCCCUGUUGUCUACAACGGCAUACCCGAUUGGGUGUACGAAGAGGAAGUGUUCAGUUCAAACACAGCCCUCUGGUUCUCGCCCGAUGGUAAAAAACUCGCCUAUGGGCGGUUUAACGAUACCAAGACGCCUCUGAUGGUUUUGCCCAUAUAUGGAGACCCCGGUAACCCUAUUUUCCAAUACCCUAGGGCCAACGUCAUCAGAUACCCAAAAGCUGGAACACCAAAUCCAGAUGUUAGUUUGCACCUAGUUGAGCUGGAAAAUCCCAGUGAAGGGAAGGUUCUUUCGCCUCCAGAUGAUUUAGUAUCAAGGGAGCCAAUUCUGUCCACCGUAGUUUGGAACAACAAAGAAACUGUAAGUGCAAUUUGGAUGAAUAGGGUUCAAAAUCAAGCCUCCAUAAUGUCUUACAGUGCUAAGGAACCAUUUACACCCUCUGUGACCAAAAAGCUUAAACAGAAUGGAGGAUGGUUGGAGCUUUUUACAGCCCCUGUAUUUUCUGAAGAUGGCUCUAAACUGGCCAUUAUACUUUCACAGGAUCAAGGGAGAAAAUUGGGGUCUUACAGACAUUUAACAUUAAUUGCUACAGAUGAAUCUCAAGAUGAACCCCUUACUAAAGGAGCAUAUGUUGUUACAGAAUUGUUAGGAUGGGACCACAAGAAUGACCUAAUUUAUUACUUGGCCAACACAGCUGAGGAUUCUUCAGUGCAACAUUUAUACUCUAUAUCGCCAAAAACAAGAACGCCAAAAUGCUUAUCAUGCGAUACCAAGGCCAACUCGAACAAAACUUGUACUUACAAUACGGCCGAGUUCAGUCCUGAUUUCACCAAUUACGCGCUGACUUGCGCAGGGCCGGACGUCCCGGAAAUUAACAUUUAUUCCAGCAAAAACGUGAAACUGCUGGCUUGGGAGCAAAACAAAAACUUGCUGAAUAUAGUGCGGCAAAAAAGAAUUCCUGUCACCAAGAAAAUGGAGUUCAAUAUUUCAGACGGGUUUACCGCGAGGGUUAGUUUAAAGUUGCCCCCCAAUAUGGAUAUGAGCGGAAACACCAAGUACCCCAUGUUGGUAAAUGUUUAUGGAGGGCCCGAUUCCUUCCAGGUUAUAGAUAGGUUUGGUUUGGAUUGGGGUAGUUAUUUGGUCACAAAUAAGGGCAUUAUUUAUGCUCUUAUUGACGGAAGGGGGUCAGGAUUAAGGGGGGACAACUUGUUAUUUGCUGGUUAUCGACAUCUCGGAACUGUGGAGAUUGCUGACCAAAUAAACGUCACAAGGUCUAUCCAAGACACCCUUCCAUAUGUGGACGCGUCACGUACCGCCAUUUGGGGCUGGAGUUACGGAGGAUACGCCUCUGGAAUGGCCCUUGCCGAAGACAAAAACAAUGUCUUCAAAUGCGGGAUAUCAGUGGCACCUGUGACCGAUUGGGCGCUAUACGAUUCUAUAUACACUGAAAGAUUCAUGGGUCUACCAAAAGAAUCGGAUAACGCCAGAGGCUAUAUAGAGAGUCAGUUAUUAUUGAAAUACGAGGGGUUAAGGAACAAACAAUAUUUCUUAAUACACGGAACGUAUGACGAUAAUGUUCACUACCAACAGUCAAUGUUGUGGGCCAAAGUUUUAGAACAAAAAGACAUUUUAUUUAGGCAGUUGAGUUACCCGGAUGAGGACCAUGGUUUGGCUUCAGUUCGCCCCCAUUUGUACCAUUCUUUGGAACAUUUUCUCGACGAAUGUUUUUUGGAAAAGGAGGAGGAAUAAUAGAUAGAUAGAUAAAAUUGAUGUUUUAAAACUUACGACUGUCAAAAAAAACUAUUAAACAACUAGUCAAUUUGGUUGCGGUUGAUUGCGGAUCAAAAUCAAGUGAUUUUUUUUUACGUACCUAUUUGAUUUUUCGUUUUUUUUUAAAUGGCGACAGGGUUUCUAUUGCGAUAUAGAUCUCAGAAAAUUAUUAUAAAUGUUCUAUUUUUAUUAAGUGUUUGUAUAAAUGUAUAUACGAGAAUAUGUUAUAAUAAUGUUGGUUUAUUGUCUA